This is a messenger RNA of Protopolystoma xenopodis, 333 nucleotides long. The record is from the annotation of a GenBank genome assembly. Lineage: Eukaryota; Metazoa; Platyhelminthes; Monogenea; Polystomatidea; Polystomatidae.
AUAGAAUACCAAGGAAAGGAGUCUGAAUACCUUUGUCCAGAACGUCUACAGCGUGCUCUAAAGUGUCCUUCAUAUGUUCCAUCCAAUCUUCCCUUUUUCCCCGAACGUUCACCAUCAACCAAUUGCUCUACUUCUCCGCUAUCAUCGCCAUUUCCAAAACGCUUUCCUGAUAAAAAAGCUCGGCCAGCGACUCUCAAUCUACAUUAUAGGCCUAUACUCCAUCUUCCGGAGUGUAGUUUAGUUUAUGAGCUAAACAAUCUUAAAAUGGUGACUCGACUUGAAAGUGUUAAGGAAUUAAUUGAUCCAAGCGGCUGCUAUCGUAUUGUGCUUUGA